AUGUCAACCAUCGAAUCUCCUCCCUCCAAGAAGGGCGGUCUCGUCCGCAGACUCUCAAAGCGACCUCAUAACCUCAACCGUUUGCCCUCAUCCCACAUUCCGUCGCGCCUACGGCUCGGAGACGACGCCCAGGACGAUGUAACUGCUCCUAAUCGCGGCCGAAACGCGCCCGCAUCCUACAUGAAUCAAUCCAUAUUUUCCAUGAUAGCCGCUGCUGGGUCGCGCACAGACUUUAAUACCCGAUUUGACGAGUCCAGCGACAGUGAAGACGAGAUUCCCGAGGAAGAGCAAGAACAACCAGUGGGAGAUGACACAUCACAACCAGCGGCCGUAGAUGUUGGGACAAAAGUGACCACAACAGAUGGAAAGCCCACGGGUGACAGCAAGCUCAAGCGUCUCUCCACGCACCGCCUCGUUCAAUCGUUACCACGUCUCUCCGUGCGUUCAACCAAGAAGAAAGAGAAGGGUGUCGCGCGCCAAGAGCGAAGUCCCGAGAGCGAUGUCACCUCCAAGUCCUCAAGGAGUAACCCUCGCGAAGCCCCAGUGCUCAGCAGGUUGAUUACCGCCGAGGCGGCAUUUCAAGAAAGCACGGAAGCCGAUGAGCAACCGCCAGAUUCACCGGAAGCGCACAGAUCAAGAAGCAGAGGCGAGUCAACACCUCAAACAUUGCUUGCAACACGGUUGAUGGAAAUCUUUGGCUUUGAGAGCCCCGAAACAGUUGUUGCUGAGUAUCCGUGCUGGCUGCUGCAAAGCGUCCUCUUGCAAGGCUACUUAUACAUCACCAAGCAACACAUCUGCUUCUAUGCAUACUUGCCCAGGAAGUCGAAUACUGUUGCCAGGACGGGACAUCUGUCGAAGAAAGGGAGAACGAACUCCAAGUACAAGAGAUAUUGGUUCUCUCUUCAAGGCGACGUGCUCUCAUACUACUCAGACGCGUCAAACCUUUAUUUUCCAUCUGGAAACAUCGACCUCAGAUACGGCAUUUCUGCCGCUCUCUCGACAGAUAAAGAGAAGAGCAAGCAGAAGGAGUGCAAGGAAUUCUCCGUCACGACCGACCAUCGUACAUAUCACUUUCGGGCCGAUACUGCUACAUCUGCAAAGGAAUGGGUUCAGUCUCUGCAGAAGACAAUCUUCCGCUCUCACAACGAUGGAGAUAGUGUGAAGAUCUCGCUGCCUAUGGAAAAUAUUAUUGAUUUCGAGGAAAGUCCAGUCGUCGAGUUCGCCGAGACGGUCAAGAUCCGAGUGAUCGAGAGCGAAGACUCGUACGCCAUCGACGAGUAUUUCUUCUCCUUCUUUAGCUUCGGUCAAGAUGCACUUAACGUACUAGGAAGCCUUCUUACGGAGGCUCCUGGUAGAAGAGAGUCUGACGACGUCCUAUCUCCAGCAAGAAAGGCUGAACCCCUAUCAAGCCCCAGACCCAGGCCUGCUCCCAUCCGCCAGUCCUCAGAUAUCAGCACAGGCAGUGCCAGAGCCCAGUCGAGCCCGCCCCUCAAAGACAGUGUUAGAGCCACACUGCUACCAUACACGAUUGGUGACGAUGGCAGAAUGUCUCCGAGGUUGGGUGGAGAGUUCGCACGGGGUAACAGUCCUGUUCGUGCCAGCAAUGACUUUCCCGGCGACUACGGGCGAGCCAGCUUCGAGCGAGGCCGGAGAAGUGGAAGCACUAGUCGACUUGAGAUCAAUAUGUCAAAGCGGAGCGGAAGGUCGCCACUCGCGAGACACAAUGACUCCGAGGAUUCAUACGUUCAGUCCAUUGACAAGGAGACAGACUCGUCAACGGCGCCGCUGUCACCGCGAGCGGAAGCACAAAUGUCAGCCAGCCAAAUCCUGACGCGAAGCGACGUGUUCCACACGCCAGCUGUCCACCGCAUGGAUACUCUCGCGUCCAUGUCAACCGAACCGUCGAGAAAAUCGUCGGAUGCUGGAACAAUGCGAUCAGGAUCUCCACAACGAGGGCAGAUUUCCCCCACCCCAAUGCGGCCCUUGCCCGAGCCACAACAAGGCCGUCGAUCCACAGUGCAGACCGAAGCCUUGCUCUUGACAGAAAUGCCAUCCGGCCAGAAGAUGCCUAGGAACGAUUCGUCGCCAACACUGCAGGAUCUCGUAAAAGCAGGAUCUUAUCCACUGCAACGAGCGGGCGCCUUCGCCGACUACCUCAAGAACCGCUCGAGCUCCAUGCGAAAGCUACUGGCUACCGAGUCCAUGUCGUACCUCGAAAAGGUCUCUGGCAUGUGGGCAGGCAACAGAAAGCACUACGGUGAGAACGAAGGUGUGGUCUCCGAGGACAGAGGAGUUGACCCCGAAGACGAAGAAGCCAACGUCGGACAUGGCGAUCGGUUUCGCACGCAUUUCGCUCUGCCUGCCACUGAGAAGCUACAGGCGACUUACUUCGGCUUCCUGCACCGUGUGCUCCCUCUUUAUGGGAAAAUCUACAUCAGUAACCGUAAAUUCUGCUUCCGCAGUCUCCUACCCGGCACCCGCACCAAGUUAGUCCUCCCACUGAAGGACAUCGAAAAUGUGGAUAAAGAGAAGGGCUUCCGCUUCGGAUACCACGGCUUGGUGCUCGUGAUUCGCGGGCACGAAGAACUCUUCUUCGAGUUCUCCUCUGCCGAGCACCGCGACGACUGCACGGUCACGCUCCUGCACAGCCUGGAAACAGCGCGGUACAUGGCCGAAUCUGGCGUUCUAGCAGGCCAUGACGACGACGACGCUGAAAUUGCCAAGGAAGAACACCGCAAGCUCCAAGAAGCGCGGCGCUCCUCCGCGGCCGGAGGAGAGCACGCACUCGUCUUGCCAGAUACGACCGAGGCGAUCUACAGCCACAAGGACGAGGAAUCUGCGGCCGCCAUCUCAGGAGCCUCCAGUCGUCUCCUCUUUGACAUCGACCCACGCGCCUCGAUCCUCAAUCUCUCCAAGCCCACCACUUCUCUGCGGGUGACCUGUCUCACCAUCGGCUCCAGAGGCGACGUACAGCCAUACAUCGCGCUGUGCAAAGGUCUGUUAGCUGAAGGCCACCGGCCGCGCAUAGCCACGCACGCCGAGUUUGAGCCGUGGAUCCGCAAGCACGGGAUCGACUUCCGCCCCGUGGACGGGGAUCCCGCAGAACUGAUGCGCAUCUGCGUCGAGAACGGCAUGUUCACGUAUUCCUUCCUGCGCGAAGCGAGCGCAAAGUUCCGCACCUGGAUCGACGAGCUGUUAAGUUCGGCAUGGAGUGCAUGUCAAGACUCGGACCUCCUCAUCGAAAGCCCCAGUGCAAUGGCAGGCAUUCACAUCGCCGAGGCACUGGGUAUUCCCUAUUUCCGUGCUUUCACCAUGCCCUGGACGCGAACACGGGCGUAUCCCCACGCGUUUGCGGUCCCGGAGCACAAGAUCGGCGGCGCGUACAAUUACUACUCGUACGUCAUGUUCGACAACGUCUUCUGGAAAGCCAUCGCCGGACAGGUCAAUAGGUGGCGGAAGAAAGAGCUCAGCCUACGGUCCACCAACUUGGAUAAGAUGCAGCCGAACAAGGUUCCGUUUCUGUACAAUUUCUCCCCCGUGGUCGUCCCCCCGCCGUUGGAUUACAGCGAUUGGGUCAGGGUCACAGGGUAUUGGUUCCUCGACGAGGCAAGCGACUGGACGCCGCCCGCGGAGCUGACGGACUUUAUCAAAAAGGCCCGCGAAGACGGCAAGAAACUGGUGUACAUUGGCUUCGGCUCCAUCGUGGUGUCUGACCCUGCCGCUCUCACGAAGACCGUGGUCGAGUCGGUCCUCAAGGCCGAUGUCCGCUGCAUCCUCUCGAAAGGCUGGUCUGACCGCCUGGGCAAUCCCGACGCCGUGAAGGCCGAAGUACCCCUACCCCCGGACAUUAUCCAGAUCAAGUCAGCGCCGCAUGAUUGGCUGUUUCGGCAAAUCGACGCAGCCUGCCACCAUGGCGGUGCGGGCACGACAGGCGCCUCAUUGAGGGCGGGUUUGCCCACCGUCGUGAAGCCCUUCUUUGGGGAUCAGUUCUUCUUCGGGUCGAGAGUGGAGGACUUGGGCGUGGGGAUUUGCCUCAAGAAGGUCAAUGUCAGUGUUUUCUCGAGGGCGCUUUGGGAGGCGACGCACAGUGAGAGGAUGAUCGUCAAGGCGAGGCUUUUGGGGGAAAUGAUUAGAAAGGAAAAUGGCGUGCAAACAGCUAUCCAAGCAAUAUACCGCGACUUGGACUACGCCAAAUCACUCGUCAGCGCACGCGCGGCGAUUCAGCAGCAAAGCGCAGCCACAGCAGCAGGAGCCGCGGGACUCACGGCGGUCGACCUUCUCGAUGAAGGAGGCGACAUUGAAGAGAGCUGGACCUUCAUCGGCGAUGAAAGUGACCCGGAAUUACAGCGACGGAUGCAAGAGUGGGACACCACAGGCGGCGGCGUCACUUCUCUGCGUGGCAGGGCGCCGCGGGUCAGUAUUGACUUAGCAAAGCUGGGUGCUAUGCAAGAAGUUGAGCCGGUUAGGAAGGCGAGUGUUAAGAGGUGA
Cladophialophora carrionii CBS 160.54 is the source of this 4488-nucleotide messenger RNA. RefSeq lists its product as uncharacterized. The coding region runs from base 1 to 4488 and encodes 1495 amino acids. Gene Ontology annotation, biological process: carbohydrate metabolic process. Gene Ontology annotation, molecular function: hexosyltransferase activity; UDP-glycosyltransferase activity. The record is from RefSeq and is a predicted model, not a curated record. The transcript is spliced from 3 exons. NCBI's taxonomy places the organism in Eukaryota, Fungi, Ascomycota, Eurotiomycetes, Chaetothyriales, Herpotrichiellaceae.